Molecule: messenger RNA, 1264 nt
Organism: Thalassophryne amazonica
Lineage: Eukaryota; Metazoa; Chordata; Actinopteri; Batrachoidiformes; Batrachoididae
Product: cytochrome c oxidase assembly factor 8
Exons: 5
Coding region: 81-707 (208 amino acids)
Biological process (GO): intrinsic apoptotic signaling pathway
Cellular component (GO): mitochondrion
Source: RefSeq, a predicted model, not a curated record
CAAACUGGCGGCGAAGGACUCUGAAGUGCGUUAUAGAAGAGUGCGGCGCUUCGCAGUGGAAACUGUUUAGUUUUGUUUAUAUGGCUGCAAAAACAGCAGCUGUGUGUUGUUUCACAUGGAGAAUUUUCAAUCAUUUUAGUCCCCAAGCUCCUUUCCGCCCACGCAGUUUGUCAACGCUGAGCAGUCGGCAGUCCAGCUCCAAACAGGGACCCCGGGAGGACAAAUCCCCAAAGAGAUCCAACUUCAGACCUGAAGCUAGCACCACUCAUGACUGGAUUGGUCCCCCAAACCCUUUGUCCAACCUGCGGCCUAUUGUAUACCACAUUCCUGAAAAUGAAACUGACCUGGAGAAACGUUUGAGAAAGCUGAGGCAGGACACAGAGGACUGGAACCAUGAAUUCUGGGCCAAACAGAAUAUUACAUUCAGCAAGGAAAAAGAGGCUUUCAUCGUGUCACAGUUGAAGGCAAAAGGUUUAUCUGCACAGGAUGAAGAAGGACGAAGGCGCUCCCUGAACACUGAGGAAAUGGCAUCAUUUUACAAACGCUUCCUGGAUGACAACAGAAUAAAGCAUGCAAAUUAUAACAAGGAAUGGUACCGACGUAAUUUCACCAUCACCUUUCUCAUGGCCCAGGUUGCCCUUUGCAAUAUUUGGAAGGCAGCUGUUGAUCAACGCAGCGGCAAGAAAAAAAACAAUCACAGUACUUAAUAAAUACAUUUUCACUCACUCUCUUAUAAAGUAUUUUUAUUUUUAGUGGAUUAUGCACUGCUUAAAAUAACUUUCUUCUUUUUUAAAUGUAUUUAUUUUUUCCAGAUUUGUUUUUUUUUUCUUCAUAUGUUCAAAUCCCAUAAAAUUCUCGACUCCUUUGGAGGCUGUGAAGAAAGAUAGCUGUAUACGUAUUUAUAAGUUCAGUUGUCUCUCAUUUUUAUUGGAAUUACAUUACACUUUCCAAAAACCUUCUUGAUCUUCUGUUCUGCAGGCUCUUCCUUACAUCAGUUAAAUGGAUCUUUGUUGUUUUUUUGGGGGGGUUUUUCCCAUACCUGCUUGUACUUCUUUAUAAGCCUAGAAGUUGUUCAUCUGCAGAUUUGUCAUUUCAAUGUAUGAAUUCAGACACACUUUAGAAGUUUUAUUUCUCACUUGUUGCUGUUCAGCUUGGUGCCUGUUUUUGAAUUUUUGUGUUCUGUUGUGUUGAUGUGGAGUGCACUGGACUAUUAUUUUGAGAAGUUAUACAAUUAAAGUUAUAAUGAUUAACAGCAUUUUAAAAA